Zingiber officinale is the source of this 1945-nucleotide messenger RNA. Its product is annotated as protein PHOSPHATE STARVATION RESPONSE 1-like. Gene Ontology annotation, molecular function: DNA-binding transcription factor activity; DNA binding. NCBI's taxonomy places the organism in Eukaryota, Viridiplantae, Streptophyta, Magnoliopsida, Zingiberales, Zingiberaceae. Bases 575 to 1786 code for a protein of 403 amino acids. The record is from RefSeq and is a predicted model, not a curated record. The transcript is spliced from 10 exons.
CCUCGCCCGAAUGGGACUUCGGCGGCUCCCCAUUUCCUUUCUUUCCGUCGUGUCUCACCGAAUGCUAGUCUUCUCCCUUUCGACCUCGGCGAUUGGAAUCGGCAUCCAUCGCCCCUUCCGGUGACUUAGGGAUCCAAUUUUCAGUCGGUCGAAAUCCUCCUCAGGUGAAAGUAGCAUUACGGAUCCACAGAUUCUCUGUCAGUUUGGUGGGAAAAUAAUGACUCUUAUUUUGCGGGGGACCUAAUAUCAUUUGGAAGAAUUGAUAUCCUGAAAGGAAAUGGGAGUUGUGACUUUUACUGCUUGAGAUGAAGGCAGUAUGUGCCAGUGGGCUAUCCAGGUUUCUGCUAGCAACGAUAGUCUGAUACCGCAUGUCCAACACUUGCAAACACUACUAUAUUAUGGUGAAAUCCCAAUAGGCAGAUGGAAUCCUGAUUCUUGGUUUAGGCAGCUUUCUCAAAUGAGAACUCAAUUUUAAGAGAAUCUCCAAGCAAUCUGUUCAUGGAAUCUGAUGGAGGCACAUAGAUCUUUGUCAACCCUGAACCCAAGUAUGCAGUAAGAAUGGAGUUCUAGACUCAUGUCCUCAUCAUUACCCUUUAUAUCUAGAUCCAUGGAAAAGAAGUUCCCCAAACUGCACGAUGCUCAACAGGAUGUAAAAAGCAAUCCAGUGGUUCCUCACUAUUCUCCUUUUGUUUCCUGUUUUCCUGGGCCUCUGUCCUCAUCAGCUCCAGGAUUUUCUUCAGAUAUUCACCACUUUUCAUUUUCAGCCGAUGAGAGGAAUAUACAGGGUCUAUCCACGGAAGGGACCUGGUGUGCUGAUCAAAUUCAGGGCGCACUUGACAGAUCAGAUAAUGUCAUUGCAGGGAACAAUCAAGCCCAUAGCAGUUCUAUUGAGCUGCCUGAUGAUAUCAAUAGGCAAGAUGAAUGGUGGACUGAUAUGAUGAAUGAUGAUUGGAAGGAGCUUCUUGAUGACACAACUGUGAAUGAAUCUCAUCCAAAGGUUUCUUACCCAGCAGCACAAACAUCCGCUAGUAUGGUGAAUCAACCUCAAAUUCAUCAAUCUGUUCCUUCUCAUUCCGAGGAGGGAUUUACUGUUGCAGGCUCCUCCUCAGCUACAGCUGCAGCAACAAAGCCACGCAUGCGGUGGACUCCAGAACUACAUGAACGUUUUGUUGAAGCAGUCAAUCAACUUGGUGGUAGUGAAAAAGCUACUCCUAAAGGUGUACUUAAGCUAAUGAAAGUGGAAGGCUUGACAAUAUACCAUGUGAAAAGUCAUCUUCAGAAAUAUAGAACAACUCGAUACAAACCAGAUUCAUUGGAAGGUUCAAUGAAGACGGCUAAAUUCGGUGAAGAAACACCACCCCUUAACCUGAAGACGAGCUUUGAUCUCACUGAGGCAUUACGUCUCCAGAUAGAAGUUCAGAAGCAGCUUCAUGAACAACUUGAGAUUCAAAGAAAUCUGCAACUAAGAAUUGAAGAACAAGGUAAGUACCUGCAGAUAAUGUUUGAGAAGCAAGGAAUGUCAAGCCAGAAGAAGCUUGAGGUUUCAACUUUGGAACCAAGUAUUUCUUCUGACCAUGCUGCUGAUGGUCGCCUACAAGACAACCAACUCGAAACCGAUGUAUUUCCCGAGGCAAAAGUAACAGAUGGUUCAAGUAAUAAGCAGAUGGCCGAAUCGUGUAAUGCAAAAGACAAUAAAGCAGAUUUUGUUGUUGGUUCCUCUUUUUCUUGUGGCAGUGCAAAAAUCCAUGACGGGGAUGAUUCUAUCUCAAAACCAGAGUUGAGUUGACUGGAAUCAUUACUUAUUCUUGGAUAGUUAAUGGGAUCAUUGCGUCCAAUGCUCGACGUAGUAGCAUUCCUUCUGUUAAUCAGUGAAUUAUUACACUGUAUAAAUGAUGAUUAUAUUUCAAAUUGUGUUGCAAUGAUAGCGGGCUUAUGGAGACGGGCA